Molecule: messenger RNA, 1812 nt
Organism: Raphanus sativus (radish)
Lineage: Eukaryota; Viridiplantae; Streptophyta; Magnoliopsida; Brassicales; Brassicaceae
Exons: 19
Coding region: 156-1577 (473 amino acids)
Biological process (GO): dGTP catabolic process
Cellular component (GO): nucleus
Molecular function (GO): dGTPase activity
Source: RefSeq, a predicted model, not a curated record
ACAGGUCAUAAAGAUUCUAUCCCUCUCUCUCUCUCUUAACUGCCUGCAGCAGCAGCAUAAAGUUCAAAUCGCUUUCUCAAUUUACGGUUACCAUUUUUUCACUUUCUCUGCAACCUCCGGAGAUAUAGCGAGCGAGCGACGUGAAAUCAAAACUGAUGGGAGCGUAUUGCAACGACGACCUAAACAUGCCGGUUUACUCCGCCGGCGCUCCGACGAACGAGCUCCGAUUCAGCAAGCACGUCUACGACAACGUUCAUGGCAACAUCUACCUCGAUCCUCUUUGCUUGAAAUUCAUUGACACGGAGCAGUUUCAGAGGCUUCGUGAACUAAAGCAGCUUGGAGUGACAAACAUGGUAUACCCGGGAGCUGUGCAUUCUAGGUUUGAGCAUUCUCUAGGUGUGUAUUGGCUUGCAGGCGAAACUGCACAGAAGCUAAAAACUUUUCAGGGAAUGGAGCUCGACAUUGACAAACAUGAUCUUCAGACUGUGAGACUUGCCGGACUUCUCCAUGAUAUUGGCCAUGGGCCUUUUAGCCAUAUGUUUGAGCGUGAAUUCCUGCCAAAGGUCAUGAGUGGCUGUGAGUGGUCUCAUGAGUUAAUGUCGGUAAAGAUGAUUGACCAUAUUGUUGAUACGCAUAACAUUGAUAUUGAUGCUCAAAUGCUGAAAAGAGUGAAGGAUAUGAUCCUAGCGAGUACUGAAUUUUCGCAGCUGAAAAGCAACGCGGAAAAACGUUUCUUGUAUGACAUUGUUGCGAAUGGUCGAAAUGGGAUUGAUGUGGACAAGUUUGACUACCUUGUUCGUGAUUCUCGAGCAUGUGGACUGGGAUGCAACUUUCAGUUUCAAAGACUGACAGAGACGAUGAGAGUCAUGGACAACGAAAUCUGUUAUCGCGCUAAGGAGUACCGUAAUGUUCACAAGUUAUUUGCAACACGAGCUGAUCUCUAUCGAACUGUCUACACACAUCCGAAAGUAAAGGCAAUAGAGCUUAUGAUAGUAGAUGCCAUGGUCAAAGCCAACGAUUAUUUGGGGAUUUCUACUAACAUUGACGACCCGGCUGAAUACUGGAAGUUGGACGAUACAAUCCUCAAAACCAUUGAAAUAGCUCCAGAUUCAGAACUUGCAGAAGCUAAAGAACUGAUCCUCCGUGUUCGGAGAAGGCAGCUGUACCAAUUCUGUAACGAGUAUGCGGUUCCCAAGGAAAAAAUUGAACAUUUCAAAGCUGUGACUGCUCAAGAUAUCGUCUGUUCUCAGAAGCAUACAAGCCUAACUCUAAAAGAAGAGGAUAUCGCUGUUACCAAUGUGAAGAUUGAUUUAGCUCGUGGAAGAGAAAAUCCUCUUGAAUGCAUCAAGUUCUUCAAGGAUUACGAGAGUGAAGAGAAGUUUGUGAUUCCAGAGGAACGAGUUAGUCACUUGUUACCUACAACGUUUCAAGACAUGAUUGUGAGAGUAUAUGCAAAGAAACCAGAACUGGUGGAAGCAGUUUCGGAAGCAUUUGAGAACUUCCAGUUGAGAACGUAUGGAAUCAAAGCUCAAGUUCACGAAACACCUGAGAAGAAGAAACGUCGGGUCAUGUACUAGUUACGUGGCCAUAACUCAUUUCGUUCUUCUUUUUUCUACGGUGUUGAAACUUUUCACUACGGAUUUGUGCGUAUAUACUAAGCACACGUAUAGGAUUUACAAAUAUGGCGUCAUCACCUAAAGUCUUGGAUCUUGGCAUUUUCUUUCUUUAUACGUAAGAAGAAAACAUUCUUUACGAAUCAUAUGUUACAGAUUUUAUGAUGGGACCAAUUUGGAAAUUACUUCUGAUUUGUUA